GAUCUAGCACAGCGGAUGCAAGCAGAGAAGGUGCUCUUGGAGCUUAUUGACAGCCCUGAAUGUCUCAGCCAGUGUCAACUUUUACUAGAACAAGGAACAACAUCCUAUGCUCAGCUUCUAGCAGCAACAUGCCUUUCCAAACUUGUAAGCAGAACAACUCCUUUACCCAUCGAACAAAGAAUUGACAUCAGGAAUUAUAUUCUGAACUACGUAGCCUCUCAACCCAAACUGGCUCCUUUUGUCAUCCAGGCUCUUGUUCAGGUCAUCGCUAAAAUUACAAAAUUAGGAUGGUUUGAGGUUCAAAAAGAUCAGCUCAUCUUCAGAGACAUUAUUGCUGAUGUAAAAAAAUUUUUACAGGCGACUGUAGACCAUUAUAUCAUAGGAGUGAUGAUCCUUUCAGAACUGACUCAGGAAAUGAACUUGGUAAGUAUGUAUAGUUUUUUCCCUUUUGUUGAUUAUUCAAGACCUUCAGCGAAACAUCGUAAAAUAGCUACCUCAUUCCGUGACACGUCUUUAAAAGAUAUUUUGAUGCUGGCAUGCUCUCUUCUAAAGGAGUUAUUGGCCAAACCUUUAAACCUUCAGGAUCAACAACAACAAAGUUUAGCAAUGCAUCUCUUGAAACUUGUCCUCAACUGUCUUAACUUUGACUUCAUUGGCAAUUCAGCAGAUGAGUCCGCAGAUGAUCUAUGCACCGUACAGAUCCCAACAAACUGGAGAACAAUCUUCCUAGAACCAGAGACCUUGGACCUGUUUUUUGAUUUGUAUCAUUCCCUUCCACCAGUGCUGUCGCAGUUGGCACUUUCCUGUUUGGUUCAGUUUGCUUCUACAAGAAGAUCUUUAUUUAGCAAUCCAGAACGCGCCAAGUAUCUUGGGAAUCUAAUCAAAGGAGUGAAAAGAAUCCUUGAAAAUCCUCAGGGUUUAUCUGAUCCAGGUAACUACCAUGAAUUCUGUCGUUUUUUGGCUCGACUAAAGACAAACUACCAGUUGGGAGAACUAGUAAUGGUGAAGGAUUACUCAGAGGUUAUCCGAUUGAUAGCCAAUUUCACUAUUACUAGUUUACAGCACUGGGAGUUUGCUCCAAACAGUGUUCACUAUCUGCUAACUCUGUGGCAGAGAAUGGUAGCAUCGGUACCUUUUGUGAAAUCAACAGAACCACACCUCUUAGAUACAUAUGCACCAGAGAUCACAAAAGCAUACAUUACUUCGAGACUGGAAUCUGUUCCUGUAGUUAUAAGAGAUGGUCUGGAAGAUCCUCUGGAUGAUACAGCUACUGUAUUUCAGCAGCUGGAGCAACUCUGCACAGUCAGCAGGUGUGAAUAUGAAAAGACCUGUGCACUUCUUGUACAGUUGUUUGACCAAAAUGCACAAAACUACCAAAAGCUAUUGCAUUCUUCUAGUAGGAAUCCACUAGAAAUCACAGUCCAAGAAGGACGUCUGGCGUGGCUGGUAUAUCUUGUUGGUACUGUUGUAGGAGGAAGAUUAACUUACACCAGUACAGAUGAACAUGAUGCCAUGGAUGGAGAAUUAUCCUGUCGAGUUUUUCAGCUGAUAUCCUUGAUGGAUGCCCAGUUACCACGGUCUAGUAAUGAAAAAGUAGAACUUGCGAUUCUCUGGUUUUUGGAUCAAUUCCGUAAAACAUAUGUGGGGGACCAGCUUCAGCGCACCUCAAAGGUGUAUGCCCGAAUGUCAGAAGUCUUAGGAAUAACAGAUGACAACCAUGUUCUAGAAACAUUUAUGGCAAAAAUUGUUACAAACCUUAAAUGUUGGGGAAGAUGCGAGCCUGUGAUUUCAAGAACUCUUCAGUUUCUAAAUGAUCUUUCUGUUGGUUAUAUUCUCUUAAAAAAACUUGUGAAAAUAGAUGCUGUGAAGUUCAUGCUUCAGAAUCACACAAGUAAACACUUUCCUUUUUUGGGAGUGAAUGAUAAUUACAGUCUCAGUGACCUUAGAUGCCGAACAACUUUCUACACUGCUCUCACUCGCCUGCUCAUGGUAGAUCUAGGUGAAGACGAGGACGAGUUUGAGAAUUUCAUGCUACCCCUUACAGUUUCAUUUGAAACUGUAACUCAGAUAUUCAACAAUAGUUUUAAACAAGAGGAGGCAAAGCGUAUGUUGAUCGGGCUGGCAAGAGAUCUUCGAGGGAUUGCCUUUGCACUGAACACAAAGACCAGCUACACCAUGCUGUUUGACUGGAUAUACACAUCAUACCUUCCCAUUCUACAAAGAGCUAUUGAGCUGUGGUAUCGUGAAGCAGCAUGUACAACUCCGAUCUUGAAGCUUAUGGCAGAGCUUCUGCAAAACAGGUCACAGCGUUUAAAUUUUGAUGUAUCAUCUCCUAAUGGAAUUCUUCUCUUCAGAGAGGCUAGUAAAAUGAUUUGCACUUAUGGUAAUCAGAUCCUGUCUCUUGGGACUCUGUCAAAAGAUCAGGUUUAUCCACUGAAACUCAAGGGCAUUUCCAUCUGCUAUUCUGCACUCAAAUCUGCCUUAUGUGGAAAUUAUGUCAGCUUUGGCGUCUUCAAGUUGUAUGGGGACAACCACUUUGACAAUGUACUCCAGGCCUUUGUCAAAAUGCUGCUUUCAGUAUCCCACAGUGACUUGCUUCAAUAUCGAAAACUAAGCCAGUCAUAUUACCCGCUCUUGGAAUGUCUCACCCAGGAUCAUAUGAGUUUCAUUACCAGUUUAGAACCUCAUGUGCUAAUGUAUAUUCUUACCUCAAUAUCUGAAGGACUUACUGCACUGGAUACAAUUGUCUCCUCCAGCUGUUGUGCUAGUUUAGACUAUGUUGUUACCUACCUCUUCAAGCACAUAGCAAAGGAAGGCAAAAAACCAGUAAGAUGUAGAGAAAUAUCACAGGAUGGACAAAGAUUACUGCACUUCAUGCAACAGAACCCUGAAGUACUACAGCAGAUGAUGUCGAUUCUGAUGAACACCAUCAUUUUUGAGGAUUGCAGAAACCAGUGGUCUGUGUCCAGACCACUGCUAGGGCUUAUACUUCUCAAUGAGAAGUACUUCAGCGAAUUAAGGGCAAGCUUGAUAACCAGCCAGCCUGACAACAAACGAGAGGUCCUUGACCAGUGCUUUAGGAACCUAAUGGAAGGAGUGGAGCAAAACCUUUUGGUAAAGAACAGAGACAGAUUCACCCAGAACAUGUCGGUCUUUCGAAGAGACAUGGCUGAUGCCCUGCGCUGUGAAGGGGCUACGGAAGCAAGCAGUUUAGAUAUGAUGAGUUGA
Messenger RNA from Emys orbicularis (European pond turtle), 3228 nucleotides. RefSeq names its product RAN binding protein 17 (gene RANBP17). The transcript has 27 exons. Gene Ontology annotation, biological process: protein export from nucleus. The record is from RefSeq and is a predicted model, not a curated record. NCBI's taxonomy places the organism in Eukaryota, Metazoa, Chordata, Testudines, Emydidae. Gene Ontology annotation, molecular function: small GTPase binding; nuclear export signal receptor activity. Gene Ontology annotation, cellular component: nuclear pore; cytoplasm. Bases 16 to 3228 code for a protein of 1070 amino acids.